AUGCGCUACCUACAAUUACAAUCGGUGAGAGAAGGAAGAGCUUUACGAUGGCUAAAACUUUCAAUAUUUACCGAAGCAAUUUUUUACAUUGUAUUUGGAAUAUUUGUUGGAUGGCAUCUCCCGAUGAUAAUAAAAACUGGAUUAAUCUCCAUGGAUGUGGAGAAAAAACGAAAUAUUGAAGAUUCCGGACAGCAAAUGAGACAGAGUAAAGCACCGAAUCCAUUUUUGUUCAAUAUAAGGGUAUCAGCGAAGAACAUGUUAUCAAUGAUAAUGCAAUACAAAAUAAGAUCAGGAAAACUGAAUGGAAUUGAUGAACUCCAUAACGAAACAGCGAGAACAUUCCCAUUGGAAGAUGACGCACAUCGAAAUGAGAGAAUAAUUGCGGAUUAUGUGGCAUCUGAGGUGUAUGUGUUUUGCUGGAUAAUGACGGAUGCAUCCAGGCAUCGUACGUAUGUGAGAGCGGUGAACACGACAUGGGCUCAACGAUGCAAUAAGCACUUGUUUGUCUCAUCGAGCGAUGACAAUACGCUUCCCACGAUAAAUUUAGGUUUUCAUAAAAGUCGGAAUUCAUGGCGGAAAGUGCGAUCGAUGUUGAAAUUCGUUCAUAUGCAUUAUCUAUUGCAACAAACAGUCCAGUGCUACCUAUCUCUAUGUUAUAUUCGUGUAAUUUUCUUGGAUCAGUACGAUUGGUUUCUUGCUGCCACGGAUGAUAGUUAUGUAAUUCUUGAGAAUUUACGAUACCUACUUCUCCAAUAUUCACCUCAAGAAGCUUUAGUGUUUGGAUCUCAUAUAUUCACAUUUCCAAAGCUAAACAAAAAAUCGUCUUAUUCCCUACAAGGAUUUAUAUUAAGUAAAGAAGCAGUGAGAAAAAUUGUGAUUGAUGGUUUGAAGUCCUCAAAAAACUGUACUAAAGAAAAAGGAAACGAAUUAGAACUGAUGUGGAUGUGUUUCCAGAAUAGUGGCGUUCGAUUUGUGGAUUCACGUGAUAGGGAGAAUGCCCAUUUAAUACUACCGCUGAAACCACAAGAGCAUGUUGCACCAUAUGAGCUGGUUUUUAAUACUACCGCUCAGAAAUGGCUGGAAAAUGCGUCUGAUCGAGCUGUUUUUCCAUCCGGAAUGGAUUGCUGUUCAGAAUAUCCAAUAUCCUUUCACACUAUUCCAUAUCGUGGUAUUUACGCUUUAGAAUUUUUAAUCUAUCGGCAAAGAAUUUUUGGAGUGGAUAUGCCAGCGAUGAGAUACGGAGAUGAACGUAUGGUGUGGUCAAGUCUUUUCGGUGACCUUAUUGAAAACCACGAGUUCUGA
This is a messenger RNA of Necator americanus (New World hookworm), 1302 nucleotides long. RefSeq lists its product as uncharacterized. Gene Ontology annotation, molecular function: N-acetylgalactosaminide beta-1,3-galactosyltransferase activity. Lineage: Eukaryota; Metazoa; Nematoda; Chromadorea; Rhabditida; Ancylostomatidae. The transcript is spliced from 13 exons. The coding region runs from base 1 to 1302 and encodes 433 amino acids. Gene Ontology annotation, cellular component: membrane. The record is from RefSeq and is a predicted model, not a curated record.